CAGCCAUGGCGCCGCGCUGGUGCCACCGUCCGUCCGCGGCGCUGGGAUCGUUAGUGCUGGUGGUGGUGGUGGUGGUGGUGUUUGGUCGGUCGAUUCAGGCCACUCCAGUGCUGCUCUCAGAUGCUAGUCAUCACAGCGGCGCGUUCGAUCUUUAUAACGACAAAGACCGACGGAGUACCUACAAUGGGUUCAAGAACUACAACGACAUGGACCGACAGAGUACUUACAAUUCGCUUGAGAGCUAUCCUGGCAUAGAACGACGGAACACCUACAAUGAUGUCGAAAAUUAUCCGGACAUCGACCAACGAAGCAGCUAUAACACAUUUGAGAACUACAUCGCAUACCCUCCGUACAGCGCUUCCAGUAACUACAACCCGUCCAGCAGUUACAGCUCAUCCAGCAGCUACAGCCCUUCCUACAGCUUCAACACUCCGUCCAACUCGUAUGGCCCGCCGCGCGCCGCGGCUGCCUGGGCUGGCUGGGGCGGCUGGGCCGGGUCCUUCGGCGGCUCCGGGGGCUACUCCGGAAACUCCGGGGGCUACUCUGGAAACUCCGGGGGUUACUCCGGUGUCACCCGGCACCACGUGCUGCGGCUGGAGCCCCGCUGCGACUGCGCCCCGAUCGACCUUCUGGCGCUGCUCUCCGGCGGCACGGCCCUCUGCGCACUCGGAAUAUUCUGCAUCCUACAGGCUACCGGUGGGUUCAGUUUCAGCACCGGUAACAACGUCUCCAUCGGAACCCGACAGCUGCUGGAGGGCUGGCAGCUGCCGGACGGCUGGCAGCGGUUUGAUACCUGGCAGCUGCCGGAGCGAGAGCAGCUGCCGGGCCGGCUGGAGUGGCUCCGGCGGCAGCUGGCCAGCUGGCUGCUGCCGGCGAUAGAGCAGCUGUCCGACCGGCUGCUGCAGCUGCCGGAGCAGCAGCUGGCGGACAGGGUGACCGCCGUGACCUGCAGGAUGGCCGGGCAGCUGGAAACGGAACACCCGGGACGAUCGGGCCGGUGCACCUGCUACUCGGGACUACUGGGAGCUCUCACUGGGUUCGCCUCCCUGGGCGGUCUCAUCGUGUACGCGCUCCAGCUGGCCAGCGCGGCGCUGACCUCCAGCGGGGGCAGCGGCCGGGCGCAGGUCACCGCCGGGUCAGCUGACAGAGGGGCGGGGGAGGCACUCAGUUCUCUGCUCAGACUGCUCACAGUCACUGGAUACGGGGCAGAUCUGAAGGAAGACGGCAGAAGUGGCAGUAGGAGUGCGGAGAGCUUCAGGAAAACGUGGCUGGACGGAACAGGUUGGGAGUAUCCUGGCGCCCUCCCAGGGUCACUGGAUCGAGCUGACCUGCCCUGUGUGCCGUACCAGCUGUGUGACAUCAACCGGCAGGCUGCGGGCUUUGGACCGACCCGGCUGACCGUCACACGGCUGGCAAGCCUGCCAGUUUCAUGGCUCCUCAGUCGCUCGGGCCAUGCGGAACUAUCGUUUGGACGGCUCUGCUCAGCUCUACAAGGGUCCUCAGAAAACCUCUGCCACAGCCGCUAUCCACAAUGUGACAUCACACCUGCUGGACCAUAGCUACGGGAUAUUUGGUACGACGUCAUAAUUGUACAACACUGUUGUUUUUCUGUCGGCCUGCAGAAUCAUCAGGCUACCGUUCGGGCAUUGCAGAAACGGAGCAUCAGCGAUGUGUAUGUGUUGAGAUUGUUGUCCCUUCCUGGUGGAAACUUCACGUCUGUGAGUUUUUAUUUAGUCUCGGGAGUAUGAUCUAUGUUGACAUUUUACGGCAGGUAACUACAUUAUUAUUUAUUUCUGCUGUUUAUAUCGAUAUUUUUAGUAUAGCAAUGUUCAUAAGUAUGCGUGUGUGCACAUGCCCUAUUUUUUGCGCUUGAUCAAGAAGCGUUAAUGUGUUUGUAGUGUAUUGAAUAGGGGAAGUUGGGGCAAUGCCGGAGUUGGGGCAAAGCCGAAAUUCGAGAUAUUUCGAAAACCGUACGACAUGGAUGCCAACUGUCAGUGAUGCUCUGAAGCUGAAGUGACUACAAUUAUCACAUGU
This is a messenger RNA of Amphibalanus amphitrite, 2034 nucleotides long. RefSeq lists its product as uncharacterized. Bases 6 to 1559 code for a protein of 517 amino acids. NCBI's taxonomy places the organism in Eukaryota, Metazoa, Arthropoda, Thecostraca, Balanomorpha, Balanidae. The record is from RefSeq and is a predicted model, not a curated record. The transcript is spliced from 4 exons.